AUGGAAGGCGAAGCUCGAAGAGGCGCCGAAACUGGGGCAGACAAUGCCUCUAUGGGUUAUAUGUUAACUGUAGGAGUUAUGGAAGAAGUCUUGGAAAAACUCAAAUUGCUUGACUACGAGACGGAUUUCUGUAAGCAGUGGGGAUUUAGGCCUUUGUCAAGGUGAGAUUUUGUCAAUGUACCCUAUAACGUGAAUGAUAAUCUUCGCUAGAACAAAUUAGAUAACAUCGUCUACGAUCGACCAGUUUCUUUUUCUGUAAAUUGUUUAAUUUGACAUCCCGUUUUACUUACUUAAUGUUCAAAGUAAGCUUGAUCGGGGUGCAAUAUAAAGUUCUUUUACACAGUUAUCUUAAUCAUACUGUGGUUAUCUGUUAGAUGUAAGCUUAGUGAUUUCGCUGCAAAAGCGACAAAAGGACUGCUUACUUAAACCUACAUGAACGUGCAGCCUGCAUCACCAUAUAUAAACGAUAACUAAUGUAAUUAUUGUAAUGAAAUUAUCCCCCCGAAAAAAAAGAAAAAAAAUCAGGUCAAUUAAGCCACAAAUGUAUUGGCUGUUUGUCAUAGCCAGUAACAUCACAGUUUAACAGACAGAUGAUCAACACAAGUGCGACUUAAAUGACCAAUCAGGUCAAUGUAGACCUAGAGUUUAGUACCAUCAAGUAAUGUGAUACAACUCACUUUGACUCUGAAGGUGACUUCCACUGUCAGCUGUUGUCAAAAUGUCAGUCACUGUCUUUAACAGUCCUAUUCAGGAAUACACUCACCCAGGUGAUCAUAUUCCAUUUACUUACAACAUGACUCCUGGGUUCGCACCUGUCACUGUGUAAUAAGUAAACUGAAUACAUAUUGUCUUCAUUGUUCAUCCAUCAGGCACUUCUUUGCUCUGCCAACGAACCCAGGAGAGCAGUUCUUUACUUUUACAUCUCUAGCUGCAUGGCUGCUUACGUGUUGUGGAAGGAACUUUGAACAGCCACAGGAGGUGAAUUUUCUGUUUAACACAAUUUCAAGAUACGUGAUGAUUUUAUUGGCCUUAGCUCCCACAGGUCUCCUGUAGCUUAGUGGUAGAGCAUCUGGACUGGUUACCAGAUGGUCAUAGGUUCAACUAUUGGGCUUGGUUCAGACGCCAAACUUUUCAUGAGCUUAACCUAAUUUGAAUUAAGGCCGACUAAAAUUAUUUAGGCCGCCUGAAUUGAUUCAGAGGCCGAUCUUAAUUCCAGCCGAAUUUAUUCAAAAGGAGAAAAAGGUCCAUUUUCGGAGUCAAACAGCUUACAAAAUAGGUUAUAAUUUAAGCAUUAGGUUUGGUACAUGAUAAGUUCUGCAUCUGAAUCAAAGCCAUUCCAAAGUCGAUCCAUAGUCGAAAUUCUUGGCCAGGCUAAACAGAAAGAACGGCUGAGUCAUUCCAAAUCAUGUACGUAAUUCAUUGUAUUAGGUUUGGCUCAUGAAAAGUUAGUGUGAGUACUUGGAUUUUUGCUUCCAAGCUGCCUGUAUCACUGACUGAAUAAACAGAUUAAUAAUUUUUGUUAUUAUAUCUAGGCAAGACAAUUCAAGUAACUUUUGAAGUCAUUUGGAGACAGGGCACUUGUUUGUUUUCCUUGAUGCUUUAUGCACAGUUUUACCUUUUAGGAUAACAAUAAUACUAUUAUAAUUUGUUAUUGUUUUUCAUUGUAGUUAUUGUUUAGCACUUUCAUCAAUACAGUGCAAAAACUUAUUAUUCAGACAAGCUGCAAUUUUUAUAUUGUCAAAUAUCGAAAAAAUAGCUAGUUAAAGAACUGCUGCAUAAAUCGUCACACUAGGAUUGCCUAGCUGAAACAAAACACAACGUGACUCCAGCCCAUAAUAUUUUUUAUUGACUCUGCCUGUCUCUGAGUCAAUGUCUAUCAUAAUGAUGGAAUCAUUUUUAACUGUACUUUAAAGGUUAUUCCUAACUGAACUGAAUUUUGUCUUUCAGUAUGAUGACCCAAAUGCUACUGUGUCAAAUAUUUUGGAUGAGUUAAAAAAAUUGGUGAGAUGACUUGAUUAUCUUUCCUUGAUGGGCUGACUUGUUGGUACAUUUUUUAAUGUUGGGUUUGUUUCCUUGUAAAAUUUAGGGAGCCUUAGCUGAUUUUCCUCCAGCAAAACUGAAAACAGGCUCUGGGGAGCAGGUACAAACUGUUUUACUAUUCACUGUGUUCAAAUUCACCGUUAAAAUAAUUAUUGAUCUUAUCAUAAAAUAUUUAAUUCUAUAUCCUUCAACCAACAAAUUUAGAGAGGCAAUUUUGAGCUUAUGGUGCAUGUAUUAACCAUUUUCCUGAAAAUAAUCUCAAUACCUUCUCUCUAAAAAUUUUUAGGUUUGUUAUGUUAUUGAUAAACUUGCUGAUGAAGCCCUAAAAGCCAAGAAAUUUGCUUGGCAAAAGUAAGUCUUGUUUUCAGUGAUAUGGAUAUAGUCAUUACUGUUAACAUUAAGUAAAUGUUGUCAGCUUUGUGGCACAGAAUUUUUGUCCGAGUUUAAUUUUGUGGAUUGGUGACUUUUUGUAUUUUGAGUGAUUGUGAAGGACUGCUUGAGUUUUGCGUGGGCUUGAUUUAUUUUUCAAAUUUCCAGGAAGUUGCAUUUAAUUUGCUUUGGACUUUUUAUGUUACUCAAGACCUUCAGCAACCACUGUUGAACCAGUCAAUUUAGAGAAAAGUGUCCAUUUGUUUUGCCUGUUUGGUUCUUCAUGUUAUUUUGCUGUGUCAUGUUGUUUUACUCAGUUGUAAUGAUAAAUUUAUACUUGUUCUCCUCUCAAGGCCUCAACAUGCUCAAGAAGACUUUGAAGAGGAAACCAUGGAGGACGAUGAGGCUGAACUAACAUUGAACAAAGUAGAGGAAGAGAUGAUGGUGAGAUUAGUUCUAACUGAUCAAAUUCCUGGUUGCUGUUUCUUGCCCCUGGGAACUUACUAUUGCAUUUAGACAACAAGGAUAUCUUAAAAAACCCAGCUGCUGAGCUGCCUUGAUAUUUAUUGUAUUCAUUAAGAACUUUUGUGCUCCCUAUCAUACAGUUUUCUCUAAUGUGUAUUAACCCUUUAAGUCCCAAUAGUGACCAAGAUUAAUUUUCUCCUAACAAUAUCCAUACAUUGUCAACAGAUAAGUUAUGAGAAUUAAUAAAACAAUCACCCAAGUGAAAAUGCCUUGAUCUUUUAUCAAAUUCUCUCAACUCAUUCUUUAAGGAAAUGUAUGGAGAUCAGUUUGGAGAAUUUGUAUGUAGAUACUGUGGCUUAAAGGGUAUCAGUGUACUGGCAUAAGUUGAUGGGGGAUCCAGGGGAGGAUCCCCCCUUAUUUUUAGACCAAACUGAGGCCCAAAGGCCGAAAAAAAUUUUUUUUCAAGACCACCCCCCCCCCCCCCCAGGGGGUCUGGAUGAUGGCUUCCCCCCACUUCCCCCCUCGCCCCCUUAUCUGAAGGUCUCGAUCCACCACUGCAAGUUUAACAUAUUUUGUUUUUGAUUAGUUUUGUUGUAUUUUCCCUUCAAGGAUGAAGCAGAUGAAGAAAUUGAAGAAGAUGACAAUUAUCUUGAUCUCGCUGGAAUGAAACAACAGUCUCAGAUGAAUGUAAAUAAUAUUUGAUAGUAAAGACAAAAAUGAAGGAAAAUUAAGCUCUGCGUCAGCCAGCCUUUGUGAUUUGCUGGUGUUAUCUAUAUAUACAAGAUUUCUUAAACUCUAGACCUUAGUACUGUAUGAAUAAUAAUUCCUUUGCCAUAAUGUUAGGCCUGUUGACAAUAAACAUCACUAAAGAGGAAGAAUUACAUGUCCUGACGAAAGAAUUGUCUUAAACAGUGAUUUUGAAUGUUUGUUUAGGAUAUUGCUGAUUCAUCAAAGCCUGAUUCUGUUAUGGAGUCAACUACAGAUGCCGCAGAAUGGAAGCUUGAAGUGGAAAGAGUUUUACCACUAUUAAAAGUUCACAUAAGAACUGAUAACAAGGUAGGAAUACUAGUUUUUACACAUUUUGUCUGUGUAGUUUUGAUUGUGUAUAGUCGUUGGAGUUGACUGUUUGUUUUACAUUUGAAAGGACUGGAGGACACAUUAUGAGCAGAUGCAACAACACAGUGAAGGAAUCAAGUCAUCUCUAACAGAAACAAAGGUACAUGAGAGCUAAAAAUAACAGUUAUUUCAUAGGACAAUGUCUGCUUAAAAUAUGCGCAAUAUUGACCGGCUGAUUAUUAUAUUUUACGUUUCAGGGACAUUUAGACAAGCUCCACCAUGAAAUAAGUAGAACUCUUGAAAAAAUAGGCAGUCGUGAAAAAUACAUCAAUAACCAGGUAACUGAAUUGAAAGUUAUAUAUUAAUUUGAUGUAUUUAAUUUUUAUUUACAAUGUUAAUUUUUAUGAACUUACCAGUCACUGACUUAUGCCUUGUGUACAGCACACAGUUAAAAUCUAUACUUGCACCUGUGAUCUUAUUAACUCCAUAUCUGGUAUCCAUAAACAUGUAAAUUAUAUAUUUUUUCAUCAUUGCCUGAUAUUUUGAUUGAAGUUCAUAUUAAUAACUGCCAUAGGUCACAAAAUAACAUAACACAACAGAUUGAAAAGAAACUGAACAAUGCCCAGACCUGAAUACAACGCCCAAUGAAAUUACCUCUAACAGCCUCUAACAUGGCACACACAUACCUUACAUGUGCAGGGUACCUAUAAUUGUUCAGUAUUUUCCAAAAUAGAAUGUUGAGGUUUUCUUCAUGUAAUGGAGUCAAAGGUCACAGUUUUGAACUUUUUUCUAUCACAGCUUGAACACUUGCUGCAAGAAUUUCGAAGUUUACAAGACACCCUAGCUGAGGUAGGGAAUAUUAAAUACUCUUGGCAUGAAACUUUAUGUAUGAAAUUUUCGUACAGAAAGUUUUAUGCCAAGAAAUGUUUUCUUCAACUUCCCACAUGCAUACAACACUGACAAGACAGCUGCAUUGUAUUGUUUGCCUCUCAAAUAAACUACUUGUUAAACUCCCUUCGAAUUCAAAGUCCUUUGAAGAUUACAUGUGAUCUUCUUUGCAGACAAAAGAGCGUUACAAACAAGGAUCUGGUGGAGUAACAGAACUAACAAAGACAUUGGCUCAGGUUAGUUAAUGUUACUUAGUAACCACAGGUCUCAAGUGACCUGCUUAGGACAUACAUUUUCCUGCACUUUGCACCAGUUAAUCAUUCUGUGAAUUAUUGACUAAGGAUGAGUUUAAGAUGGCUGGAUUUUGGUCACAUUCUGUUCUUGGACCAAAACAAUGAAGGUCAAUUAAAAAGCGAAAAGUGGAAAGAACAAGGCUUGUGUAUAUCCAGCAAUCUUAAAAUAAAAGAGCUUGGUCAAUAAAGGAUGUGUCAUAUGCAGGGUUCGCACACACCUUGAAACUCCUUGAAUUUCAAUGCUAACUUUAUAGUUUAAGAAGAACUGCAAAGGAUAAGGAGCAAACACAGUAAAACUUUUAGGGUAAAAUUACUCAACGCUCUUUUUUACACUAAAAAGUCCCUGAUGUUUUGUUGAAAAAAGGGUAUGAACCCUGCAUAUGGUCAAGAAAACUUUUUCUCCUUGUCGGACCAAAGCAGGCAGUUGUGCUCACAAAGCCAAUCAGAAUACACGAUUUGCUUUAUCUUGCCCACUCACAGAUUCAACCAUAUGAUAAAUUUGCUGUCAAGCUCUGAUUGGUUGCCCACGCUAUUGGAACUUUUCAGUGUCUGUAUGUCUUGUGAUUGGCCAGAGAAAUCUCUUUGUUUUCAUUUCUUCUUUUGUGGCACUAACAAGGAAACUCACAAAAAGUGCGGUUGAAUUUUUAGAUCACUGAAGAACUUGAAACUGUAAAAGCUCAGAUGGAUGAAAGAGGAACAAACAUGACAGAUGCAGGUAGGUGUAUGAUAAAUCAGCGGUUAAGAAGUACAAGUAGAAUAUUGAACAGGUAGGAAAAAAGAUCUUUAAAUCACAGUCAUCUAAAGGUUCCACUUUGAUCAUAUGGGAAGAGCUACAUGUAAAGUUUGAAAAAAUCUUUUUUUGUUUGUCUUUUGACAGGUCCUUUGGUAAGAAUAAAACAAGCUUUAACAAGACUUAAACAAGAGGUUACUCAGAUGGAUGUUCGGAUUGGAGUGGUACGUGUAGUAUCAUUAAACAUUUAUCAACAUCUAAUGUUAAAUGUUAAAUUCUAAGUCAGGAUGUUGCCACACUAAAGAAUUGGCUGUAGCAAUAAUGUUUGCUAACAUCAAGUACUGGUAAUAGCUCCAAACAUUUUUUGGAAUAAUGAGUUCCAAAGUAUUCAAAAGAUAUCUAAGUGUUUUCAGAUAAUGCAAACCGAAGAUUUCCCAAGUUCAUGAUUAAACUAGAUAAAUAAGACAGGGGUAUGGAAUUAUUUCCUUUCCAGCUGCCUUGCCUAUUUUUAGACCUAUUUUACCUGCACCUUACGGUUGACUUGAUUUUCAAGGUUUUCUCAUCUUGGUUUUCAGGUGGAGCAUUCUUUACUACUAGCCAGAAUCCGUGACCGCAGUGCCAUCAGAGAAGACAUGCAUGCUCCUGUUACAGAUGCAACAUUUGGUGAUUUUAAGGCAUUUUAAAUGCAUGAUCUUUUGCUAAUAUAUUCAGUAUUUAAAUGCACUGUAAACCAUGAGCUUUUCUGUCUUUGCUUGUGCACAGGCUACCCAGACUUGUAGUCUGUAAGUUACUGGCCUACUCCUGAGAAGCCUGUGCACUGGCCUCCUGGUUGGAUAGCCUGUAAACCUGCUGCACAACUGUAUUUGGGAAGUGACAUACAUAGUGCUCUUCAGUAAAGAACCAUUUUAUGUACUUUCUGUCAAGACUGUUGCAGCAGGCAGUCUUCCUCUUAUUUUGUCUCUAUGGGCUAUUGAAAGCUAGAUGCAGCCAAAUCCUGUCAUUUGGCAGAUUUAGCAAAGACAACUUGACAGUAGUGACAACGGCACAUGCAAAUAAAAAAACUUAGCUUCACAAAUCAAGGAGCAACAAAUUGAGCACUGAAAGUCGUGUUGAGUCCUUUCUGCGUGGGGGAAUGUCCUGAAGUGACAUUCCCCAUGAUGUUAACACCUUUGGGACCUGCAACAGGUUAGUGUCGUUGUCGUUGGCAUGACAUCUCAAUAACAAGCUACCUACAGUUGAUUAGACUCCCCUUACAUUCCACUCUACUGAAUGCACACAGGAAAACAAAAAAUAAUGGCUUGAGUGAAUCUUCAAACAAAUCACUGCACUUUUUAACCCAAUGCUGGAAAGAUCUACUCUAUAUAUUUACUGUUACUAUUCAUUUUUUGUCUCUUCAGUGUGACUUG
Porites lobata is the source of this 7247-nucleotide messenger RNA. Lineage: Eukaryota; Metazoa; Cnidaria; Anthozoa; Scleractinia; Poritidae. The record is from the annotation of a GenBank genome assembly.